AUGACAAAUUAAAUCAAAGGUGAAAUGAAAAAUUUGCUUAAUAGAAUUGAAUAACUUGAAAAUUCUGUAUUAACUGAUUAUUCAAUUCAAUCAAAAGAAUAAUUACAAUAAGCCUUAGAUGAUUUUGAAAUUUAUUUUGAUAAUAUCACAGAUAUGUCUAAAAAAUUAGAUAUUAGUAUGAUAUUCUUGAAAGAAUUAAGUAAAGAUGUAAAGCAUAUCAAAAGCUCAAUAGAUUAAAUUUUGCAAAAUGUAAGUGAUAUAGCCAAUGAUGUUCGAAGACUUAGAGGAAAGAAUUUUGUUGAAUUACUACUUAUUAGGAAAAAAUAAAUAUUAAAAUAGAAGGAUGAGAAUGAAUUAUAUUAAAUACAUAUUGAAAUCUAUACUUAAGAAUAUGAUCCAGUAUCAGGAAAUAAAAAAUAAUCUUAAAAUUAAGAUAAAACUUCUUAUCUUUUAAAAAAAUCUAUAAUGAUUUUGAGGGAGAAGUAAAUGAAUUUUUAUGGGAUGAAAAUGAAAAAAUUAAAGAUGUACUGCUUUUAAAAGGAAAAGCAGGUUAAGGAAAAAGCAGAGCUGCUAAAAAUAUAGAAGAAUUAUUAUGGAGUUGCGAUUAAAUAGAACCAAAAUGGAUUCUAAUUUAUGUUUCAUUGCCAUCUAUUAAAGAUCCAAGACAUAAUUUAAUUGAUUAAGCAUUGGAACCAUAAAAUUAUAACUUUGAUAGCAUAUAAAUAAGAGAUUUUAAGGAGGCAGUAAAAUAAAAAAAUUUAAGUAUUGUUUUAAUUCUUGAAAGUUACGAUGAGAUGAAGUAAGAUUGUUUAGAAUAAAAUCUAUACAAUUCAAAUAGAUUUGUUUAAGAAUUUAAUCUUACAGAAUCUGGAUAAAAUUUUAAAAUUAUUAUAACUUCUAGACAAGAAAUAUUAAAUUCCAUUGAUUAUCAAACUUGGUUUUAUGGAAAAAGUAUAAGUACUCUUAAAGAAGUUGAAUUAGUUCCCUUUAAUUCUGAUUAAAGUAAUGAAUAUUUAACAUAGUAUUCUAAAGUCAGUGUAAAAAGAGCAAUAAAAAGAUUUUAUGAAUUUCUUAAGUAAUUAAAAGCUUAAAGUUUUUCAUUUAAUGAAUUUAAAAUAAUUUGGAGUUAAAUUGAAGAAACAGUAAAAAAGAUUUUGUUACAAAAAUUAAAAUGA
Molecule: messenger RNA, 1175 nt
Organism: Paramecium pentaurelia
Lineage: Eukaryota; Ciliophora; Oligohymenophorea; Peniculida; Parameciidae
Source: the annotation of a GenBank genome assembly